AUGGCGUUCAUCUGGUUCAUAGUGCAUUUGGUCAUGCUCGGGCAAAUUGUGCAAGCAAGUGUCAUAAACGCUUUGGCCAAGUUUACAAAUGUCGAGUGUGUUAGCCAGGAUGUCAACUAUACAGCAUUCACCGCCUGUCGACUAUAUGCGGUUAAACGUGACGUUGCCGAAAUGAGUUUACGGCUUAAGAUCCUCAAGUUCCCAAAGAAACCAGUUGCGAUGCGAAUACAACUGUUGAAGCGUGCUAGCGGAUAUAAACCAUUUCUGUACGAUGUCAGACAUUCCGAUCUGUGUUUGUAUUUGGAUAAGCGCAAUCAUCCUUUCGUCAACAUUAUAUUCAAUAGUUUCGCCAAUCACACAAAUGUAAAGCAAUGUCCUUUACCGGAGGAGUUAUGUGUGGAGCACUUUCGUUUUCCCACCAAGGCGCUGGAUAUGUUGCCCCUGCCUUCUGGGGAAUAUGCGAUUCAUGCGACAUUCAGCUUUGAUCGCAUAGAUCGACUCAAGUUAAAGGUGUUCUUUAGCAUCUCGGAGUUUCGUUGAUUGCAAUAAGAAUAAUUAAUGGAGUUGUGGAGUGUGAAUAUAUUUAUACGUUUGUAGAAAUGCGUAAAUGCAUUUCAAUUAAUCGAAUAACAUACUUGUAAUGGGAACCAAUGGCGGUGCAAUAAACUAAUU
Drosophila nasuta is the source of this 672-nucleotide messenger RNA. RefSeq lists its product as uncharacterized. The record is from RefSeq and is a predicted model, not a curated record. Lineage: Eukaryota; Metazoa; Arthropoda; Insecta; Diptera; Drosophilidae. The transcript is spliced from 4 exons. Bases 1 to 540 code for a protein of 179 amino acids.